AUGUCGGGGGCACAGGGAGCGCACCCGGUCGGGGAGACGACGCCGACGACGUACGGGUCGGUGGGCGGCGGGGAGAACCGCACGCGCACGGACCUGCGGUCGCGGGAGGACCAGGGCAACAUCCAGAUCGAUAAGGUGCAGGACAAGGUGGAGGACGCCGCGUCGCGCAAGGUCGACGACAGCGCCUUCGCCGCCAGGAAGGAACCGGGCCAGGCCGGCGACGCCGGGGCGACCGGCACCGGCGCGUGA
Triticum turgidum subsp. durum (durum wheat) is the source of this 249-nucleotide messenger RNA. The record is from the annotation of a GenBank genome assembly. NCBI's taxonomy places the organism in Eukaryota, Viridiplantae, Streptophyta, Magnoliopsida, Poales, Poaceae.